Messenger RNA from Chlamydomonas reinhardtii, 1298 nucleotides. RefSeq lists its product as uncharacterized. Bases 165 to 980 code for a protein of 271 amino acids. The transcript is spliced from 5 exons. NCBI's taxonomy places the organism in Eukaryota, Viridiplantae, Chlorophyta, Chlorophyceae, Chlamydomonadales, Chlamydomonadaceae. The record is from RefSeq and is a predicted model, not a curated record.
AUAACUUAUCAGCAAUAAUGUUUCCUUGCCAUGGCGCCUCUCCGCGCGAGCACAGGCUGUCCGCGGCGCCGAUCACCUCCACUCUCAACCCCGGCGCGCCCGUCAGCCACAUACAAACCCACAACACCAACAAUAAUGCUGAUGGCUCAAAGCAACAGGGCCAAAUGCGCGGCAACAUUGCCCGCUGGUGGGGGUGGCUGCGCGGAAACGGCAGCCGCGGCCGUGCCGGUGACGCCGCGGCCACUGGUACUGCUUCAGCUGUGCCGCCGGCCGCCGCCACCGCGACCGGUACGGCGGUGGCGGCACUGGUCCGGGGCGCGGGGGCUGUGGGUCUGGUGUACGGCGGGCUGUGGCUGCUGCUGGCGGGGUACCGGGCCGUCAAGGUGCUGCUGCUGCGGCGGGCGCUGCGGGAGAUCGUGCCGGCGCUGCAGCAGGCAGGCGUGACGUUUUGGCUGGACUUCGGCACGCUCAUGUCUCUGGCCCGCGCCAACGACGUGUACGAGUCGGACAACGACGUGGACCUGGUGGUGCUCAACCCCGACUUUGGAAGGCUCAAGGAGCAGCUCAGCCGCCCGGGCGUGCUGCCCAAGGGCUAUACAGUGGAGUGGGCGGGCAAGAGCCGGCCCCUGGGGGGCGGCCUGACUCAGGACUGGCUGCGGGUGUACCUGCCGGGCAAGAUCAUGUGGGCUGACCUGUUCGGCGGCUACGAGGCCCCCGACGGCCAGGACCUCAUCCGCAUCAACAAGAACAGCCACUGCGAUGUGCCCAGGCACCUGGUCCUGCCGCUGGGCACCAUCCCGCUGCUGGACUGCGCCGCGCCCGCCCCCGCGCCCCGCGACGUGGUGGGCGUGCUGGAGCACCGCUACGGUCCCGACUGGCGGCAGGUCAAGUACGCCAGCAAGGGGCGCGACGCCAUCGAGCACAACAAGCCCUACCUGAGGGCGCUGCGGGCGCUGGGGCGGCUGGGGCUGCGCGUGUGAGGAGGAUGGAUGGAGGGUGGACGGGUAGGGAUGGUGGGGCGGUGGGCAGGCGUGUGGGGAAGCAAGGCAGGGUGCUGCAUGUGUCGCACUGGGGUGACGUUUGUUGUAGCGCGGGGUGGGCGCUCGGGAUCAAGAUAAAGGCGGAGAAGCAGGAGGACGAGGCGGGGAGGAAGAGGAAAGGCGGGAGGCGGAGUUAGGGGGCGCACAUGUGUGCGCAAGGGUGUGUACCAGCCACCUGACCCGCGGGAUCCCCAGCUUCUUCUCCAGGAUGUGAAUGCAUCUUGCACAACGGCUGCAUGCAACCGCUUAACACUGGUA